CGACUGCUGCGAGUUGCAAGUUUCAAGUUGCUAGCCAAGUGAAACGAAAGUACAAAUUAUUCAAUAAUUUACCAAGAAUUUAUUUCCUACUUGCCUCUAUGCGUGCUGUUUCCAGUGAAACAAUUAACCCGUAAAUUGUAUGAAAGAAGCCACUUUUUGCUAUUGUUGAACAUGGGUUUGUAAGAUGAACAUUCCCUUUUCACGAUUUAAAAUCUUAUCCUGAACUUUGAAAGUGUAAAUAUGACCUUUCCAGUCCAUGCAUUGGGCUUCGGCUUCAGGCCUUGAACUUCAAGGCAUCACCUCACGGUACAGAGUGUCAACUUCAAAGCUGUCAAAAGCACUUUGUCUUCCAAUAUGUUGAAGACACGACAUAUUUUGGCAAACUUGAGGAUACAAGAUGUGAGGUUUAGCGUCCGAUCGGUGCCUCUGAUCAUACAAAACUGUAGAUACCUUCACAGAGAAUGUGUUAGCCAUGAUGCAGGGAAAAGUGCUUCGACAGCUGGGAAAAAUUGUGGGUCUCCAUAUUUCAUCACCACUCCAAUCUUUUAUGUGAAUGCAGCUCCACAUGUUGGUCACCUCUUCUGUGCUCUACUGGCGGAUGCAAUGGCACGAUGGCAGAAGGUAAAAGGCAGAUCUACCCUGAUGGCAACAGGCACUGAUGAACAUGGCUUGAAAAUCCAACAAGCUGCUGCUAAUCAUGGUGUUGAUGCAGACACUUUCUGUGAUGGAGUAUCUGCAAAGUUCAAGAGCUUGUUCAUCGAAGCUGACAUACAGUAUGAUCAGUUCAUCCGUACAACUCAGCAAGGUCACAUUGAUGCUGUAAACUCAUUUUGGAACAGACUAUUUUCUCAAGGAUUCAUAUACCAAGGUUCUUAUGCUGGCUGGUACUCGGUUUCUGAUGAAGCUUUCCUAGCACUGGAAGAUGUAGAAGAACAGACAAGAGCUGAUGGAACAAAACUGACGAUAUCUAAGGAGAGUGGCCACCCUGUGACGUGGAUGGAGGAGAACAACUACAUGUUCAAACUGUCACACUUUCAACAGGAUCUGCUUCAUUGGCUCAAGGGUGGAGUGAUACAUCCCAGUCAUUACGAGGCGGACGUGAGACUAAUGCUACAGCAGCUUCCCGACCUGUCCAUCAGCCGUGACAGCAAGCGCCUCUCGUGGGGGAUUCGCGUCCCUGGAGAUGAUUCGCAGACGAUUUACGUGUGGCUGGACGCACUGGUCAACUACUUGACAGCGUCGGGCUACCCUCAUUGUGAUACUUAUCACUGGCCACCGGACUGUCAGCUCAUUGGGAAAGACAUUCUCAGAUUCCACGCUAUCUACUGGCCGGCAUUCCUUAUAGCAGCAGGGAUGGAGCCACCACGACGUCUGAUCUGCCACUCUCACUGGCUUGUGGACAAAGUAAAGAUGUCCAAGAGCUUGGGCAAUGUGAUUGACCCGGUGGAGAAGAUAAACCACUUUGGAGUCGAUGGAUUUCGCUAUUUUCUGCUCAAAGAGGGGAGCCUCAAUUCUGAUGGGGCGUACAGUGACAGUCGAGUGGCAGAGCGGAUCAACUCUGACCUGGCCAACACACUUGGUAACCUUCUAGGUCGCUGUACGGCUCCUACCGUCAACAAAAGGCAGGAGUUGCCUCCCCUGUGUGAAGACGAUCUGUUUGAGUUUCUCUCCAUUGGAGAGCGGGAAAUGUACACUUUACUGUACGAGUUACCAAACAGAGUGGACUCCCUGUAUGAAGAGUUCCAUUUCACCAAGGCCCUGGACCAAAUCUUUGGACAUUUGCACUGGGCCAACUCUUUGGUUCAGGCUCAUGCACCGUGGCAACUUGGCAAAUCUGUCGAACCUCGGGAUCAGGUACACCUGUCAGUAGUCCUGCACGUUGCUAUGGAGACGUUACGAGUCUGUGGAAUCCUCCUUCAGCCAGUGAUACCGCGAUUGGCGGAGAGACUACUGACCAGGCUCGGAGUGCCCCGUAGUGAACGUGGCUACCAGGAUGCACAGACAAAAGCUGUCAGUGGCUUUGGGCAGCUCGGUGAGAAAGUCCUACUGCAAAAGAAAGUGAAUGCUCCUUCAUAGCACUUCAUGCCUGUCUGCUGUUGGGUGUCUGCAGGAACAUGUUUCUUUUCUGGUUUUGAUUGGAUGGCUGCUCAUGUUUUUUAAAUGUUUUUUUAGUAGAGGUUUUACGGUGCUCGCAACUGCAUAAGGUCAUAUGAGCGCCAGAAGAUUAGAGGUGUUACAAGAGAG
Messenger RNA from Aplysia californica (California sea hare), 2244 nucleotides. RefSeq names its product methionine--tRNA ligase, mitochondrial. The transcript has 14 exons. Gene Ontology annotation, molecular function: ATP binding; methionine-tRNA ligase activity. NCBI's taxonomy places the organism in Eukaryota, Metazoa, Mollusca, Gastropoda, Aplysiida, Aplysiidae. The coding region runs from base 355 to 2076 and encodes 573 amino acids. Gene Ontology annotation, biological process: methionyl-tRNA aminoacylation. The record is from RefSeq and is a predicted model, not a curated record.